AACAGAGACGCAGCCAUGCCCGGUAACUUGGCGGCCGCGCUACGUACCGGGCCUUGCUGGUAGAUGCGCCCGUGCCCGUGCCCGCUGGCUAUAAAGCACCAAGCCCGCCGAGCCGAACCUUGGUUUCCGCUUCAUCGAAGUAUCGAACCUGGUGCGUGAGAUCGCGGAGGAGACGAUGAUGCAAGUCCUCGUGAAGACGCUUGCGGGGAAGACCGUCAUUCUCGAGGUUGAGAUCGGCGACACUGUCGCCACCGUUAAGGCGAAGAUCCAGGACAAGGAAGGUAUCGCCGCGGACCAGCAGCGGCUCAUCUUCGCGGGGACGCAGCUGGAGGACGGCCGCACCAUGGCCGACUACGGCAUCCAGAAGGAGUCCACGCUUCACCUGGAGCUUGGCCUCCUCGGCGGCGCCUACUUCUGCUGGCGGAUCUCGCCAGCCCUCCUGGCCCUCGCGUACAAGUACAACGUCAACAAGAUGAUCUGCCGCAAAUGCUAUGCUCGCCUGCCGCUUGGCGCCAAGAACUGCCGAAAGAAGAAAUGUGGCCACAGCAACCAGGUGUUUCUACCAUCAGCAUCUGUUGGCCUUAUUACUGACUCCAAAUACGGUUUGCAGUUAAUUUUUCAGAGCUGUUAUUAGUUGGCAUCGCUGUGGUCUAGCUUAGGUACCAAGCUCAUGCUUAGCAUUUUAGAGCUUAUUGUUGUUCAGAAAUGUAAUCCUGCUUUAUAUUUUGGUUCAUGCUGUGUGUUAGUGUGUAUGAUCCAUAUCUCUCCAGUUUCAGAUUUGGUUGUAUGUUGCGUGCCGGUGCGCGUUUCAGAUUUAUAGUUGCGCAUUCUGUGCUCCAGUAUCUCAACAAAAUGCUCUUCUUAUUUAAGAAUUAUUUGUAACAUUUCAUAUAUUCUAUUUUUUAAUUAUUUAGACAUAGCGGCUGACGAUAGCAUUGUCGUAAUUUCAGUGAUCAAUUUUCUUUUCCUUGUCUGGUCUGAUGUAUUUUGCCCAA
Molecule: messenger RNA, 995 nt
Organism: Panicum virgatum (switchgrass)
Lineage: Eukaryota; Viridiplantae; Streptophyta; Magnoliopsida; Poales; Poaceae
Product: ubiquitin-like
Exons: 3
Coding region: 176-634 (152 amino acids)
Biological process (GO): protein ubiquitination; modification-dependent protein catabolic process; translation
Cellular component (GO): nucleus; ribosome; cytoplasm
Molecular function (GO): structural constituent of ribosome; protein tag activity; ubiquitin protein ligase binding
Source: RefSeq, a predicted model, not a curated record